Peronospora belbahrii is the source of this 498-nucleotide messenger RNA. The record is from the annotation of a GenBank genome assembly. NCBI's taxonomy places the organism in Eukaryota, Oomycota, Peronosporomycetes, Peronosporales, Peronosporaceae.
AUGACGGACGCUAAUGCAAAGCUCAACUCCCUAUUUAACAAGAGGAAAAAGAAACAGUCAACCACCGUGAACGCGAACGUUAUUGUUAAAACCAGUGCACAGAGUGCUGAACGUGCUGCAACUCCGAGCGUAGGAAUCGCACCUACACCUUUGCCACAGAAGAUUUCGGGACCUACUACGACAGCGUCUGGUAAGAAGCUCGCAGAUCUGUCAUUAAAUAAGGAAGAUAAGACCGAUAAAGUGGCUUUUCAAUGGGCAAAACAGCCCAAGAAGUAUAAAAACUUGGAUAAAGAGGAAUCAGUGGCCACAACAUGGGCUGAGCAAGAACAACGGAAUCGCAUUAACCGACGUAUUCAGUUGGAUAAUGAACGCGCAUUCCCGUCGCUUGGUGUGGAUGCUGCUAAGGUCCAACUACAGAACAUGAAGGCGCCCAAUACCAAAGCAGUUGAGACUAAAAAUGCUUGGGCUUCGCUACAUGAUGACGAGGAUGAAGAGUAG